GCAACCUUUUCAAAUGUCAUUGGGACCUUUAGAUAACUGCCCGUCCAGCACUUUAAGCAGGACGUGCGUAUGAAUGUAAUAUUAAUUUUUUUUAAAAGAAAUAAUUUGUAAUCAAGAUGGUAAAAAAUACAUACAUGCGAUGGAAACUACCACUCAUAUGCUUUAUAUGGGAGAUCGCUAUGAUAAUCCUUUUUGGAGUCUUCGUACGUUAUGGUGAUGAGGCUGAUCCGCAUUGGGAGGAGUAUAAGAAGAAUAAGAACAUAACAAGCAACAUAGAAAAUGACUUUUACUUCAGGUACCCAAGUUUUCAAGAUGUCCACGUAAUGAUAUUUGUUGGGUUUGGUUUCCUGAUGACAUUUCUGCAACGAUAUGGCUUCAGCAGUGUUGGGUUUAACUUCUUACUUGCUGCCUUUGGUGUCCAGUGGGCUAUCCUAAUGCAAGGAUGGCUCCAUACAUUUAAAGAUGGCGAGAUCGUUAUAGGUGUAACAAGCCUCAUCAAUGCUGACUUCUGUGUGGCAUCAGUCUGCAUUGCCUAUGGUGGAGUUCUGGGCAAAGUGAGCCCAGUACAACUGCUGAUCAUGACCUUGUUUCAAGUUACCCUGUUUGCAGUAAAUGAAUAUGUCCUCCUAGAGCAACUCCAUGUGAUAGAUGCUGGUGGCUCCAUGACAAUUCACACAUUUGGUGCAUACUUCGGUCUGACUGUUGCCCUGAUACUAAGCCGUCCAAAAUUAAAAGAAACUAACAAUAAGGAAGGUUCAAACUAUGUCUCGGAUCUAUUCUCUAUGAUUGGAACAUUGUAUCUGUGGAUGUACUGGCCUAGCUUUAACUCCGCCAUCUCUAAUCAUGGUGAUGCCCAACACAGAGCCGCAAUCAACACUUACUGUUCUUUGGCCUCCUGCGUUCUCACAACUGUAGCUAUCUCCAGCGUCGUCAAUAAAAAGGGCAAAAUAGAAAUGGUUCACAUCCAGAAUGCAACCUUGGCUGGAGGUGUAGCAGUUGGCACUGCUGCAGAAAUGAUGCUGACACCAUAUGGGUCCCUCAUUGUAGGCUUUAUAUGUGGCAUCGUCUCUACUUUGGGAUUUACAUACCUUUCGCCCAUUUUGGCAUCCAAACUGCGCCUGCAUGAUACAUGUGGAAUUCAUAACCUUCACGGCAUGCCAGGCGUGAUUGGAGGAAUUGUGGGAGCAGUCACUGCAGCUGCUGCCACAGAGGCAGUUUAUAGUGCAGAAGGAUUGGCUACCUUAUUUAAAUUUGAAGGUGAAUUUAAAGACAGAACUACCAGCAUGCAAGGCGGGUAUCAAGCAGCCGGCAUUUUUGUAUCACUUGCAUUUGCAUUUGUAGGUGGUACAAUUGUAGGAUUCAUUCUAAAACUGCCCUUUUGGGGAGAUCCUGCUGAUGAAAACUGCUUUGAAGAUGGCGUUUAUUGGGAGCUUCCUGGAGAAGAGGAGGAACCAGAACCUGGCAAACAAUACAUAACUCAUGAACCCUAAAAACAUCUAUGAAUCUUUCAGACCGACGAUUAGAACGUCUUCAUUGGUGAAACUGGAUAAUGCAGUUUUGCUGCUGCUCUGCGCCAUAUUGUUUAACUUUUGUUAGUUUUAUGUUUGUUAGUUUUUCAACCAUGAAACCUUUUUUAUAAAGAAGAUAAAUGUAUGGAUAUUGUUUCAAAUACUUCUUUUGAGCAUUAAUGCAGUGUAAUUCAUCGGGAUUCCCAGUUAUGUGAAUAAUAACCACAUAAUCUUUAUAUGAUAUUCUUGCUGCUUACACCUGCAUCUGUGAAAAUCAAAAAUGUAUUUAUGCUACAAAACAAAGCUAAAAUUUCUGCACUUGUCCAAUCAAGAUGUUUGUCAUGUGAACAGUGUAAUAAAAUGUUUAAAGUCCA
This is a messenger RNA of Spea bombifrons (plains spadefoot toad), 1882 nucleotides long. RefSeq names its product Rh family C glycoprotein (gene RHCG). The transcript is spliced from 10 exons. The record is from RefSeq and is a predicted model, not a curated record. Gene Ontology annotation, molecular function: ammonium channel activity. The coding region runs from base 117 to 1490 and encodes 457 amino acids. Lineage: Eukaryota; Metazoa; Chordata; Amphibia; Anura; Pelobatidae. Gene Ontology annotation, biological process: ammonium transmembrane transport; ammonium homeostasis. Gene Ontology annotation, cellular component: apical plasma membrane; plasma membrane; basolateral plasma membrane.